AUGAGACAAAUAAUAAAAAAGGAAGACUCCAAAUUCUUAGAUCAAAUUGUGUGCAAUAUGCUCCAGUUGAAUGACUCCUUCUAUUGCUAUGAACCAUUUAAGAUAUAUAUUUUUAUUGUAAGCAUGUGUUAACCAGUAUUUUAUCUCUACUAUUACGAUUAUGAUUAAUUUUAAGAAAAAAUACCAAAUACUACUAUUCAAUAGAUGAUAUUUUACUUUUUUAGGCCAGAAAUACUUAUAUUCAAGUUUUUCCCAAACCUAGCCUUACUAAUUAUGCCAUACAUAAUACUAGUGCUUUUAUUUAUUGCUAAAUUAGGAAUCAUAUUUAACUUAGCAAAUGAAAAUUAAAGAUAUUUAAAAAGAUAAAACAAUCCUAGCAUUCUCAACAACAUGCUUACAACAUUCACAUCAUAUUAUUAAUAAUUAUUAUGUGUUGUCCUGCACUACCCUAUAUAGACACUAAUAAUUAGUGCUAUAAGUAAUACCCUCAAGUAAUUUCAAAAUUAAAAUUCCGCUUAUUUUGCUUUACUGUUAUUUGGAAUCAUCAUUUUCUUCAUUGUCGAAAUCGACGCUCUAUUGCAUCUCUUUAUAUGCUUCCCCUCAUCCAAUUUCCACAUCAGAGGAUUUGAAAAGUCACUUGUAACUUCCCUUGACAUUUGCAUUUAUGCGAUUGAAUUACUGCAAAUAAUUUUCUUUGGAACAAUAAACAAACAAGAAAUUUCCUAAUUUUCCUAGAUAGCCUUAACCCUCAUCAUUGCUCUCUUAAAGAUCACUAAUUAACUCAUGUACCAAGGAUACAUCUAUAAGUCUCAAAGAAUAACCUUAUACUUUAUAAAUUCCAUGAUAAUUUCAUACUCAUUGUAUGCAUUCAUAGAUCUAAAAAAUAAUUCCAUCAUAAUUUGGCCACUCCUAGCCAGCAUUGUAUUUUACGCUGACUACCAAUACCAAAUCAAUUCCAUCUAGUCGAUAUUUAUCAAUACUAAACAACCUAUCACUAUGUAUGUGUAUUAAUUGGUCAAGUUUUCAAAUAAUUGCUAUCAAAAUGAAAUUUAACCCCUCUAAAAUAGUCUCAUUUGGGCUCAGCACAAAGCCAAAUGUUCCAAUCUCAAUUGUUCUUGCAAGGAACCAACUUUAAAUAUCUUAGAUGUUCAAUAAGCCAACAUUAUUACCGAACAAAUUUUUAAGUAGUUCAUUUACACUAAAAUAAAAAACAUUACUAAGCAAAUCCAUGAGAAUCGAAAUAUCCAUAAUUUAGAUGCUGCAUUCUAUGAAAUUGCUUAAGCUACCCUAUUCAUGAGACAAGGAUUUGUACUCAUAGCUAUCAAAAACUAUAAUAGAUUUUUAAAUAAUUCAUCCAAUGAUUAUAGAGUAAGAGUGAUAUCGAGUGAGAAAUCUCUUACUAAUAGAGCUUAAAAGAAAAUGAAACAAAGUCAAGCUGAUUCAUAAAUUCAAGAUAUUAUAAAUAAUUAACACAAGAAGGUCUUAAAAUAUGAUGCUAUGAACAGAAAUUUUCAGGUUUCCACACUUAAACUUAUAAAAAUAUAAUACUUAUUGAGAUAGGCAUAGAUGUAUCUUAAUGAAAAUUUCACUAAUGCCAUUUGCACAGCCCAAUAAUUGUAAAUGUCUGAUUAUUUGAAUUUUUACUUAAACAGUGAGUUUCAAAUGGAAGACCUUUAAAAAAUGAUAAUUAAGAUAAUAAAAUUGAAAAUAGAAUUCUACACUUAUCUCUUGUAAUGCGAUGCUAUGAAUUCUGAUAAAAUAUUCGCUUACAAAAUGAAGUACUUCACAUAAGUUUUGGAUUUAGAAGAGAGACUUCUUUCAAAAUAUGAAGCAUAUUAAAGUAUUAAACUGAGAUAAAUGAUAAUUUUCUUUUAUUCACGAAUUUAUAAUAGUUACUAAAAGGCUUAAAAAUUCAAAUAAAUUAAUAACAACUAAUAAUAGAGAUAUGUUUUUAGCAAUUAAGUUAUUGACUUCUAUUCUGAUAAGAUUAUGUAUGUUUUGUUUUAAUUGCAAGAUGAUCUAUAAAAUCUAAAAAUUAAAUCUCAUUCAAGUAAUUUCCUGAAAAUAAUUGGUCGGUAACCAAAUGACCAUCUCAUAUAGUUUACUGAUAUAUUACCUGACUUCAUAAGAGAAGAGCACCCUGCUAUGGUUUAGAGGUUUGUUUAAACUGGCAAAGCAAGAUAUUACAGAAAUCUUAGUCUCACAUUUGUAAAGCAAUAAAAUGGAUUAUCCAAAUAAAUGGAAUAGACCUUUGAUACAGUCACAUUAUUAAAUGAUAAUAGAGUAGUAUUUGCAUCCGUUCUCCAAGAUGUACUAGAAUAAAAAGGCUAGUAAAUGUAAAUGGAUUGUUAUCUGGUAUGA
Messenger RNA from Paramecium tetraurelia, 2361 nucleotides. RefSeq lists its product as uncharacterized. Lineage: Eukaryota; Ciliophora; Oligohymenophorea; Peniculida; Parameciidae. The record is from RefSeq and is a predicted model, not a curated record. The transcript has a single exon.